This is a messenger RNA of Plectropomus leopardus (leopard coralgrouper), 762 nucleotides long. NCBI's taxonomy places the organism in Eukaryota, Metazoa, Chordata, Actinopteri, Perciformes, Serranidae. The record is from RefSeq and is a predicted model, not a curated record.
AUGCUGCCGUAUGGCUGCCUAUCCAUCGGGGACUGUGUGGGACUUAUCGAGGUGGUGAAGAACAGUUUCACCAUCAUGCAGAUUCAGUGCAAAGGAGGCCUGAAGGGGGCGCUGCAGUUCAACUCCAACACCCUGCACCACUGGAUCAAGGACAAGAACCGCGGGGAGGGGUACGACCGAGCCAUCGACCUGUUCACCCGCUCGUGUGCAGGUUACUGCGUAGCAACGUUCAUCCUGGGAAUCGGAGACCGACACAACUCCAACAUCAUGGUGAAGGAGAACGGACAGCUGUUCCACAUCGACUUCGGUCACUUCCUGGACCACAAGAAGAAGAAGUUCGGGUACAAGAGGGAGCGAGUCCCAUUCGUCCUCACUCAGGACUUCCUCAUCGUCAUCAGUAAAGGAGUCCAGGAGUCGACAAAGACCAAAGAGUUCGAGAGGUUUCAGGAGAUGUGCUAUAAAGCCUACCUGGCCAUCCGGCAGCACGCCAGCCUCUUCAUCAACCUCUUCUCCCUCCUGCUGGGCUGCGGCAUGCCCGAACUGCAGAGCUUCGACGACAUCGCCUACCUGAGGAAGACCCUGGCUCUGGAGAAGAGUCAGCAGGAGGCGCUGGAGUAUUUCACCAAACAGAUGAACGACGCUCAUCACGGAGGCUGGAGCACCAAGAUGGACUGGAUCUUCCACACCAUCAGACACAUGCCCAACGAACACUGACACACACACACACACACACACACGUACACACACGCACACACGUACACA